GUGGCAAUUGCCCCUUUUUGUACCUAUGUGGCUCCGCCACUGUUCACCACCAGAGAGGAGAAAGAGAAGAAAGACAAUGAAAGGUCACUCGCGAUUCUAUGCCAUGGUCAUCUCUCUCUCUCUCUCUCUCUCUAUAUAUAUAUAUAUAUAUAUAUAAAACACGCGCGCGAUUUCUCUUUGAAAGCAAAAUUCUGGAGUUUAAAUUCUCCAUGAUCUCUGUCUAUUGAUUAUCAAAUGCCGUACGGGAUCAAAACUCUCCAUAAACACGACAGUAACUUCCAAUUAGGGUUUACACUUAUGAGGGUUUAGUUUUAGUGUUUGAUUUCCAAGAGAGUUAGAGAGAUUAAUAAAUAAAUAAUGUAAUCGAAUCAAUUACAAAAUGGAAUGGAGACUGCGAGGCUAUUGUGGUCUCGGAUUCCAAACUCAGAGGACGGCGAGCUUGAUGAUGUUAGCCUGUUCAGCAGCAGCAAUGGAAACAGUGUUGUGUCUUGACUAUGAAGUUAUUGAGAAUGAAGCUUACAGAGAAAAGCAGAUAUUGAAUAUACAUGAAGUCAAAGGAGAAGAAGAAAUCCACAUUUAUAUGGAUCCUGUUGAUCUUGAUCCUAAUGGUGCUCCACUACAAAUAAAAAUGUGUAAGUACUGUUAUACAGAAAAACCAAAUGCAAGAAUAAAAUAUUUUCUAGACAAAGAUGGUAAUAAAGUUAUAUUGAUUAUUGGGGAAGAAGGAUUGGAUUUAGCUAAAUAUAGUGGUGAGGGUGCAACUACGACUGUGGGUAUUGGUAGGGAUGACAAAAGUUAUGGCAUAGAUUUUAAUGUUGGUGCUUGUAGUUGUAGUGAAGGUGUGGAUGCUAGUGUGGGUAGUUCAAAUUAUAAUAUGGAAAGUGAAGAGGGUGGUACUGAAUGUAAAAAAAAUUACGAGGAUGAUAAUUCUAGUGAAGAUGAUGAGGAUUAUAUUUCUUCUUCUAAUUCAGAAGAAGGAUUUGAGUUCUCGAAUACAAAUAAAGAUGAAUGGAUUGAUAGUUUACAAGGAGAUUCUUGUUUUGGUCAAAUAUCGAAUGGUGUAACAGACAGAGAAAAUUAAUGGAAGUCAAGUAGUGAUAAAGAUGACCUUGAUGUUGAAGUUGAAGGUAAUGAAACUUUUUAUAGUAGUAAUGAAGGUGAUGAGGAUUAAAGUGACAUGAAUGGAAAGAAACAGAAAAGUAAGAUUGUUGAUCCUAGUGGGCUUUAAGUGCAAGACAUUUAAGGUGUCUACUAGUGCUGAGCCUUUUCAACUGUCAUGUCUACUAAUGCUCAUUUCCAUUACGUAUGCAGGACUUGAUAUUCAUGGUGUUCUACUCUUCAGAACUUUGAUUGGAAAGGUGCGAUAAUGCUUCUGGGAAGAAAUUUUUUUCUUCCUGAGGUUUUCGCUCUGCCUUGAUUUUGAGGGGUACUCUUUUAAUUUGUAGAUAUUUGGAAGCAUUGAUUCUGUGGGAGGUGGCCUUGCUUUAGGUAAAGGAGGCCCUCUUGGCUCCACAAAAUAUCAUCUAAGUUUGAGGUGGCUUCAAGUUUUCAAGAGUGACCGCGAUCUUCGUGAUCUUGUGCGUAACAUGUUUAUUCUAAUUCUUGUAGACAAAAGCUAAGCCUUUUUAUUCUAGGAAAUUGUGCCUUUCAUACCUGUUUGCUUGCUAGACACGAGUGCUUGUCCUCUGAUAUUGUGUUUUUUUCCUUUUCUUUUUCUCAUGUAUUUAUCUUUUCGAACAUUGAAGAAGAAUGAUCUAUGAAUGAUGUGUCAUUUUUUAUGCAA
Molecule: messenger RNA, 1783 nt
Organism: Populus trichocarpa (black cottonwood)
Lineage: Eukaryota; Viridiplantae; Streptophyta; Magnoliopsida; Malpighiales; Salicaceae
Exons: 2
Coding region: 380-1081 (233 amino acids)
Source: RefSeq, a predicted model, not a curated record